AUGUCUGAUCCAGAGAAAAAGUGCUCUGGGGCCGAUUGCGACAACAAGGCUGGAACCCUGCAAUGCCCAACGUGUCUGAAGCAGGGUGUGGAAGGGAGCUACUUCUGCGCCCAAGACUGCUUCAAGAGGAACUGGUCCACACACAAGGCGAUGCAUAAGGCUCAAAAAGCUGGCGGAUUCUAUAAUCCGUUUCCGACAUACAGAUACACUGGAUCUGUUAGACCCGUUUACCCACUUUCGCCCCGACGAUCUGUGCCCAAAACAAUUCAGCAUCCCGACUGGGCCGAAACGGGUAUUCCAAAGCGUGAGGCGCGCCUAGACAGGAACAAGGUCGAACUCUUAGAUGAGAAUGGCCAAGAGGCCAUGCGCAAGGUGUGCAGAUUGGCUCGAGAAGUACUCGACAUAACCGCUGCAGCGAUAAAGCCUGGAGUGACCACAGAUUUCCUGGAUGAAAUCUGCCACAAUGCCUGCGUCGAGCGAGAGUCAUAUCCAUCUCCUCUCAACUACAGGAAAUUUCCCAAGUCAUUGUGUACAUCUCCGAAUGAGGUUGUGUGCCACGGCAUCCCGGAUCAGCGAAUUCUUCUAGACGGAGACAUUCUCAACCUUGACAUUUCUAUCUACCACGGCGGAUAUCAUGCCGAUUUGAACGAGACUUACUACGUUGGUGACAAGGCUAAAGCGGACCCAGACUCGAUCAGACUCAUUGAAACGACGCGAGAGGCCUUGGACAUGGCUAUUGCGAUAAUCAAACCAGGUGUACCCAUUCGAGAGUUUGGCAAGAUCAUCGAAAAGCACGCGACCUCCAGGGGGCUUACCGUCGUGAAAACUUGGGGUGGCCACGGUAUCAACUCAGAGUUCCACCCUCCUCCUUGGAUCCCUCACUAUGCUAAGAAUAAGGCUGUGGGAACUUGUAAACCUGGGAUGACUUUCACCAUUGAGCCUAUCCUGGCUUUGGGCAGCAAUCGGGAGGUGUACUGGCCGGAUGAGUGGACAAAUGUCACCGUGGAUGGCAAACGAACGGCACAAUUCGAGCAUACUAUGCUUGUGACAGAAACAGGCGUCGAAGUCCUGACAGCGAGACUGGAGAACUCGCCAGGAGGGUCGAUCCCUAUACCGGAUGUUGCAGUCGGAAACGCAAAUGGAAGAACAAACAAAUAA
Messenger RNA from Penicillium longicatenatum, 1158 nucleotides. RefSeq names its product putative methionine aminopeptidase, type I (gene fpaI). Bases 1 to 1158 code for a protein of 385 amino acids. The record is from RefSeq and is a predicted model, not a curated record. Gene Ontology annotation, biological process: proteolysis. Gene Ontology annotation, molecular function: metalloaminopeptidase activity. Lineage: Eukaryota; Fungi; Ascomycota; Eurotiomycetes; Eurotiales; Aspergillaceae. The transcript has 5 exons.